AAGCAAUUCAUCCCAGUAACUCUUCAGCUGACUUGGCAUUUGACGAGGUGACAAUCUGGUGUUGCAGCCAGUUCGCUGCCCCUGCAUUUAGAGGCCCAUUCUCAGCUCAUACAUUCGCGGCAGGCGUACCGUCCCUUCUCGCUCAAUCAGACUAGGUCUCUCAUAAGCGGCUCGAACGCCUUUAUCUAUAAAAAAUCCCAUUGUCUCCCUCCGUCACGACUCUCAGCCAGAUCCUCAGCCCGACUCACAGGCAGACCCUCAGCUUGACCCUCAUCCAGUCACUUUCGCCUGAUCUAUUGAUAGAACUACUAGAUCCGGAAUGGCUAGACCGGCAGCACCCACCGCCGCUGCCCCGCAGUGGCCUCCGGAUUACAACCGUGAUCACGUUACCGUCGAAGACAUCGGUGAAGACUACGACGACGACGACUCGUCGUUCGACGGCUACGACUUUCGCGGCGACGCCGGCGACGACGACGACGCGUUUUCCACGGCGUCGUCCGAGGAUCUGACGAUCGAGGUCGAAGCGCUCAAGCGCGACGCCGCCAGCAAGAAGUACUCGCCGUCCGCCGGCGUGCCGUCGGCGUCCGCCGCCCCCGGCGCUUCCGUGCUCACCUUCCGCAACAUCUCGUAUUCCGUGUUCGUCAAGCAGCGCAAGGGGGAGCCUUCCGCCGCCGCCGGUCCGCAGUUCGCGCGGCAGGACAGCACGCUCGCGAACUUCCCCGGACUGCCGCAGCAAGGCUUUCAAACGGCUAGUGCGCCUGCUGCUGUCGCGGAAGCUAGUGCGCCGGGAGCGGGUGAAAGCGCGGCAGGCGGCGGAACCAGCGCCGCGCCAGGCAGCGGCGGGAUACGCGGGAUCGUCGGGAUCGGGGGGAUGCGCCGUAAGCGCAUUCGGCGGCAGAUCCUAGCGGGCGUGAACGGCGAGGCACGGUCGGGGGAGGUGACCGCGAUCAUGGGCGCAAGCGGCGGCGGAAAGACGACGCUGCUGAACAUCCUGGCGCAGCGGAUCUCCUCCGGGCGGCGGAAGGGGACGGUGGAGCUGGAUGCGGGGGAAGGCGCGGUCACGGUGAGCGCGGGGAUGAUGCGGCACGUCUCCGCGUACGUGAUGCAAGACGACGUGCUGUUCCCGUCGCUCACGGUGCGCGAAACGCUCAUGUACGCCGCGGAGCUUCGCGUGGAGCCGAGAUUCUCGCGACGCGAAAAGGAGGAGAAGGUUGACCGUCUGAUCGAUCUGCUUGGGCUCGCGAAAGUGGCGGAGACGCUGAUUGGCGGCGAAAGGAAGAGAGGCGUUUCUGGCGGCGAGCGAAAGCGAGUGGCGAUAGGGGUGGAGAUGGUGAGCGACCCCAAGAUCCUGUUUCUCGACGAGCCGACCUCAGGGCUUGAUUCCACCAACGCGUUUCGGGUUGUACGCGCUAUUAAGUCCGUCGCCAUCCAGACAGCAAGCAUUUCCGUGAUGGUGAUUCAUCAGCCAUCAUAUAGAGUCCUUAGCCUCAUCGACAAGCUUCUCCUGCUGGGCGUGGGCCAGACGGCUUAUCUGGGCCCACCUGCCGGCCUUCCGGAUUUCCUCUCGUCUCUUGGCAGCCCGGUGCCAGAGGGAUCCAACAGCACAGAGCAUGGCUUGGACGUCAUGGCAGUGCUACAGGCCCAGGGUGUUACAGACAUCCAAGCCUACGUCCAAGCCUGCCAAGCCGGCGUUUCCGACCCUGUAGCAGCGAGUCGGAAGGCGUUGGCGGUUACGAGCGAUGCGGUUACCCCAAAGUCUCCCAGGGGGAAAUUGGGAUGGGGGCAGCUCGGCAAAGGGCGAAAGGAGGAACAGCCGACGAAGACAGGGGGGAAGGAGAAUGAGCCUAAGGGGCAGCAAUACGCAAACGGAUGGUUUGGGGAGUUGAUGGUGCUGACCAGGAGAGCUACAGUGAACAUCAUGCGCACUCCUGCGCUGUACCUGCUGCGGCUGGCGCUCAUCCUUAUAACGAGUGUGCUGCUAGCGAUUCUGUUCUGGAAGCCAGAAGAAACGCCGGAGGGGGCGUCGAUUCGGCUGUCCUUCCUCUCAUGCGCGACCUGCAUUGUCUUCUACACCUCUUGCGAUGCCGUGCCGAUAUUCAUAGAGGAAUGCGCAAUAUUCACAAGGGAAUCUGCCAAUAACGCGUACAGGCCGUCAACCUACCUGGUGUCAGCAACCCUGGUCUACCUGCCCUUGCACUUCCUCAUGGCGCUGCUUCUCACGGCUGUCUCAUGGGGAAGCAUCAGCCUGGCGGGCGGCGCAGAGGGUUUUCUCUUCAUGGUGCUCGCGUGUUUCGUCAUGUUCUUCACAGCGAAUGCCAUCGCGACAUGUGUCAGCAUCUGCGUCAAGGAUGUUGUGCUGGCAUAUGCAACUGCCAUCUCUCUCAUGUCCUACUUCUACCUCGUUAGUGGCUUCUACGUUACAAGGACUCAAAUGUCUCCGGCACUCAUAUGGCUACACUACUUGUCGCCCUUCAAAUACGCUUAUGAAGCUCUCGCUAUCAACCAAUAUGACAGGCCCGACCUCUGCUACAUGCGCGUUGACAGCACCUUGGGAGCUCCACCAGGCACCUUGCCACCCGCCGCUUCAACUCCCCAGCAACCUACUCCAGGGGCCGCGGGUGCGGGGACGUGCUUGCUCACUGGGCCGCAGCUGCUGACGGAGCGGUCCAUUGACCAACUUGGGAAGUGGCAGUGCUUGGUGGUGCUGCUGGUGUUUGGAAUUGCUGUGAAGCUGCUCACGUUUGUGCUGCUGGUGAGGCUUCAGAGGGCCAAGCACAAGUGAGGGGGUCAGGAGGAAGAAGGUUGAAAGAAUAAGGUGUGUUCUGAGGGGCCUCGGAAUGCAGUUGCCCACGUUUGUGCUGCUGGGGAGGCUCGGAAGGACCAUACAGAAAUGAAGGAACUAGAAUCUACCGUAAACGCCCGGAUAUAAGUCUUGCUUAGUUAAAGCCCCAUUGAGUCUUUUUGGCGGUGGGGUCUUAAACUCAGUGGUAUGACUGAGUGUACCCCCCCCCUUGAUGGUGUAGACGGUAUAAGACCCCCCAGCUCGUUUUUUCCACUAUAUUAACCACUAUCACAGCAAUUAGCUACGUCACAA
This is a messenger RNA of Closterium sp. NIES-67, 3094 nucleotides long. The record is from the annotation of a GenBank genome assembly. NCBI's taxonomy places the organism in Eukaryota, Viridiplantae, Streptophyta, Zygnematophyceae, Desmidiales, Closteriaceae.